AUGUAAGCUUAUAUAGUACGUGUUAUUUCUAUUCAUUCCCUGUUGGUCAGCUACAGUUUCGGCGAGAACAACAGCUCAUUAAGUGGCUGCAGUUUAUAGCAGUUUGUUGAAAGCAAACUUUGUCGAGGGCGUCGACUAUUCAAACGUAACAUGGAAGGAAAAAAGAUCCUUUUAAUGCUGGUCCUGUUCCUGGGUGUCUCCUUGGCAGACGAAGUCCCUGGAUUUUUCCGUGAUAAAUCUGUGCCAAAUAAAAUGGGCCUCGGCCUUUGGAAAAAGCACAAAGCUAGGGAUCAACACGAAAGAGAGGACACUCGAACCAUGAAGGCAAAACAAACAGAAGCAAGCAAUGAUAUUGAAGUCAGACACAAACUGCCCAUCCAACAUAAAGCUGGGCUCUUACCUGAAAAUGACGUCACAUAUACACCAUUUUGCCACUACAAAGUCAUUCCAAAAGUGUUUCAUCCAUUUGUCGACCAGAGAGGAAAUGAGUACUUUCCCGUAGGGAAAUACUAUGAAACAGUAUGUGAUCCACCGGAUGACGACACCGUAAUGAUUGGCCAAGUUGCCCGUCAGAGAUGUGAAUUAGAAUUGCACCACCAUUAUUGUUUCUCUAAAGAGGAGGAAUUACCAGUUACCUAUAAAGCUCGCACGAGGAGAGGUGAUAAGUCGUACACCAAGAAAGAAAAAUUGCGUAUAGGAUGCGAGUGUGGCUCAUUAGAUGUUCGAAAGCGUUGAAAAUCAAUCAGAGAUGUUGCUGUUUCCAGUGUGCUAUGGACAAGAUUGAUUAGUAUAGUUUACUUAAUACGCUAAUUCUUAUCAUUAAUUAGUAAUAUUUUACAGCGCACAGCAAUGACUUCCUUUAGCUUAGUAUGUAAACAGAUUUCCUAGUGGCCUAAAGUACUGGGUGGAAAAACAAAAUGGUUAGCAGAGCGAGCGAAUUGCGGCCUGGGGGGUGGGAUCUCACUGGGCAAUUGCACCGCACUCGGCUCGCUUCACACAAGGGAACCUCGCGGCUGCAUUCACUUUAUUUCUCAACUUUACUUCAACGUAUUUCCCCUCCCGAAUAUGAUGGAAAGAAAGCAAUGGAUUUUUUUGAAGAAUGUAUAGUAAAACGUUAUAUAUAGUCAAUCAUCUACACUCAGAAGUCAAAGCGGAUUGCACCACUGGUUCCCCCCCACCCACUCCCCGCGAUGUCAUAGAAACAGUCAAUAAAGCCC
This is a messenger RNA of Orbicella faveolata, 1217 nucleotides long. RefSeq lists its product as uncharacterized. The record is from RefSeq and is a predicted model, not a curated record. Lineage: Eukaryota; Metazoa; Cnidaria; Anthozoa; Scleractinia; Merulinidae.